CGAUUUGGAGUGGCGUCCGGACUGGAACUUCAGUCUGCCCGUCCCUUACACGACACAGUUCCUUUGUUCAUAACUUCAUACCUUCAUAUUGGCGUCGAGGCUCCGUACCUGAGAAGCACAUGCAUACAACCGGCAUACUAUUUGGUCUCAAACAGUCAAACCACACUUAUCAACUUUCUCUUCAAUCUCCACUUCAGCAAGCCACCAUCUAAGCAGACACUAUCCCAAUCAGUGCAUCACCCCCAAUUCAUCAAUCAGCAUAAAGGGUACCAGACCUAACAAUCCCCAACAAAGUUCACCGCCUUCGCACCAUGCCCCCUAAUCCGCUCCCACCCCUCGGCCUCCCGCCGGCGGCAACAACCACCCUCCUGCGCACAGCCCUGCAGGACCGGGUGGCAGGUGUGCUCGUCGGCUCCGCACUGGGCGACACAAUCGGGCUGUACACGGAGUUCCUCUCUGCCUCACAAGCCGCAGCCGCCUAUCCAGCAGGGCGCUUCACACUAACCCCGGAAUCCGGCGGCCCAACUCCGUUCAGGCUCGACAUGCACCGCGCGUCGAAGGAACCGGGUCACUGGACCGACGACACGGACCAUGCGCUGCUGCUGCUUCUGGCGUUUUUGCACACCGCCUCGUCACCCGCAGUCGCGGGCGCGGAGACUUCCCAGCCGCCACCCCUGCCGUCCCAGACUGACUUUGCCGCGCGGUUGAGGGUUUGGGUGCAGAUGGGCUUGAGGGUCUUGGAUACCAUGCCGCUUGGCCUCGGUCGGUUGGUGAGCAGUGUGGUUGCGUCGGAAGGGUUUGUGGAGGAGCCGGAGAGGGUUGCCUGCGAGACGUGGAAGCGGACGGGCAAGAGGGUCGCGCCGAAUGGGAGUCUGAUGCGCACCCACCCGUUGGGGGUGAUUUGUUUGUUUAGGGAGGAGGAGGAGGCGUUCAGGGUUGCGGCGGAUAUUUCAAGGGUGACGCACUUUGAUCCGAGGUGCGUGGUGGCUUGUGUAAUUGGGACUGGGUUGGUCAGGGGGGUUGUCAGGGGUGAGGUUGUGGCUGAGGAGGAUGUGGAUGUCUUGAUCGAUCGGGCGGUGCAGUGGUUCCGUGACUCGAAUGAAGGAAUGGAAGGCGUGGAACUGAAUUUGGAGGAGCUGAAGAGGCAUGUUAGUCCCGAAUGGGGGUUGGAUGCGCUGAAUUUGGAUGAACAUGCCGCGAUUGGAUAUGUGUACAAGACACUUGGCUCAGGGGUGGUGCUGUUGCGAAUGGCGAUGCGAAGGUUGGCUGAGAGCAAUAGGGGGUUACUGGAACGGUCUCGACUGUUUGAGGAUCUCAUAACGGACCUGGUCAUGCGCGGCGGAGAUGCCGACACGAACGCUUGCUUUGCCGGCGCGCUGUUAGGCGGCCUGCUUGGGUAUUCGGCACUGCCUGACCACUGGAAGCUCGGACUCAAACAGAAGGAGUGGCUGAUAGGCAAAUCGGACGCCUUGUGCCAGGUCUUGGGUCUGAAGAACGGGUCAUACGACGGCCGGGAGGAUCCAGAUAUCGAGAUUUAUGGUGGCCGGCCAAUGCUCAGCCAGGAGGAGAUGGAGGCUCGCUGGAUGGUGUUGCAGGCCGAGACUGCCAAAAAGAUGAAAGAGGCGGCGCAAGUGAACAUGAAUGCUUCCAAACCCUCGAAAACUCGGUGGUCUUUACCGUGGCAGUCAAAAGGCAGGCAAGUUAAUAGUUGACCAUGAUACACAGUCAAGCUUCCCUAUACUGUGUAGGACACAGACUCAGAGCAUUUGACGCGCUGUUAUAAAGGGCUUCGCUGCUAUAUACCAGUGUCAACAUGUCAUAGUUUACCGAGAGUCCUGCGUCCUCCCCUCCCCUUUAAUCUUGUCUGCGGCGUCCAACCUCUUAACAACCCUUGCUGGAUUACCCGCAACAACAACAAAAUCUUCCACGUCCUUGGUCACAACGCUCCCAGCGCCAACCGUCACACCUCGACCGAUGGUCACGCCCGGGAGGACAGUCACAUUCCCACCAAACCAGCAGUCCUCGCCAAUGGUUAUGGGCUUGCCUAGUUCGGGGCCAUUAAGACCGUUGCGCACGAAGGGAUCAAUCGG
Canariomyces notabilis is the source of this 2090-nucleotide messenger RNA. Its product is annotated as ADP-ribosylglycohydrolase. The coding region runs from base 312 to 1712 and encodes 466 amino acids. Lineage: Eukaryota; Fungi; Ascomycota; Sordariomycetes; Sordariales; Chaetomiaceae. The transcript has a single exon. The record is from RefSeq and is a predicted model, not a curated record.